GGUUACAAACCGCGCCGCAAUUGCGAAAAGAAACCGCAAAAUGGUUUCCCCGCCUCUCUGCUGUAUUCCCUAGUAUACCGGUAACUUCUUUACUUAUUUGGAGCAACCAGAUCAAGGAAAGAGUAUAUAAAGCGAUCAAAGGGUCGAUAGUAAUCUUAGAUUGGAUUCGAAUUUUAAGAAGGAGGAAGGGGAUCGUUCGGGACUCCCUUCGCUUUGAUCGUUGGUUGGGCCUUGUCCGCGCGCGGAUGGCGGCGCCGCCGCGGUCACUGGACUACUGGCGCGGGUUCUUCAACGGCGCGCAAGCCAGCAUCUUCGACGCCAUCGACGCCGCUAUCCGAGUCGCCGCCGCCGACCACCCCGACGGACUCCGCGCGCGGCGCGCCGCCAUCGCCGAGCACCUCUACACCGUCCUCCCUCCGUCGGAGGAGGCCGUUUGGCCGGCACCUGCCUUCGCAGGGGCGCCGCCGCUCCAGGAGCAGCACGGCAGCUCUGACGGCCCCGCCGUCUCCACUCACCGCGACAGCUCCGGCGACCCCGUCGUCGCGGAGGCCGUCCGCGUCAAGGCCGCCCUCUCCAGCAACCAACAAAAGUCGGAGGACGAACUGCUCGACCUGCUCCGGAGGCUGCAGCUGCUGCAAUUCACGGUGGACACCGUCAGGGUUACUGAGAUUAUAAAGGCCGUGCAACCGCUACGCAAGCAUGCCUCAAAGCAGAUCCGGCAACUCGCUGGAUCUCUCAUUGAAGGUUGGCAGGCUACGGUCAAUGAGUGGAUGAACAAUGAAGCUGCCAUUAUAGAUCAUACUCCACAGUCGAUGGAUGUUUCUUGCUUGGAACAGGAAGAAGGAGGGUUGCCUUCCCCUCCCAUGGAUGAGGCUGCCCUUUUCGCCACAUCGUUUGCUUACAGAGAGCUAUCCGAGUUCUUCGAUGAAAUGGAUGAUGAUGGAAACACUAUAAUCAAUGGCAAGGAGGAUGAACAACAGUAUCCUACAAACGAAGAUUCAGUAAAGGAGCAGCCUUCUAUGGUCCAACAGUAUGAUCCCGUACAGAACUGGAGGCUUGAUCAGUCUGCAGUGAGGCAGUCACGACUGCAUGAACUUUCCGGCUGGCAAGUAAGUCAUCAAUCCAUGACGGAGGCACAAGGGAAGCCUUCAAAUGCAGCAUUUGGACUGAUAAGACCAUCUAGGUUGCAUUCUGAGCCGAUAGGUUCCAAAAUCAAAAUCAGUCCUAAGCAGCUGCAAGAUAUCUCGGUGGCUCACUCUCAAAGAAGACCAAAACCAACUAUGCCCAAUCAACCAUCGAGUCAGCAUGACCAAAAUUCAGUUAAGGCAAAGCUAGAUAUUGCGAAGAAAGCCAAGCCUGUUGCUACUAAGCGAAAGCUUCAACAAGAUUAUCAAGAAUUCAAUAGUGGCACGCAUGUCUUCUGUUUUAAUUCUUGUAGCGCCAGGAAAUUUUACAACAUAACCUAACCUGUAGUCCUAUGCUUUCUCUACCCGUUGUAAAAUCUCUGUAUAUCUUUAUAUGUUAAUCUGAAUGACUAUUUAGGAUUAGAAUUACAGGUGGAUAGUUUUGAUGACAACACACUAAAUUAUGGCAAAUGCAGCAAAGAAGCAACGAAGAAUACAAAUGUUGGAUCCGCAAGACCUGCCGAAGCAAGUGAACCGAAGGUCUAAACUCGAUGGCAAGUCAAGAAACAAUAUCAGCAACAACAACCAGAAUCGGCGGGGCAUGCGUCACUCUGAUAACUGAUUCCAUUAGGCUCCACCUCCACUAAUUAUGGGCGUCCCUAUUGUUUCAUCACAGCAUGGUGCAUGACAAAGAUGUACUCCAUAUUACUGUUGCACCCUAUUAGCCUUGGGGCUGAAUUGUCUGGUUCCAGCGCUCGUCAAACUUCUAGAAGAGGCGGAUCAUAACAUAGUUCUACACCCCAUUACCAGUUGUGGUAUUAAUUUGAUCUGGAUGGGAAUCCUGUCUGUCAAACAUAGUUUUACUGCACUGCUAUUUCCUUGGUCUGGAUGCGAUUCCUGUUUCUUUCCUCGCGAAAGGCAUUUUGAACUUGGCCCUUGGGACUUGGUGAAAGGCAUGUUUGUGUGUGCCAAUUUUCCUCUCUCCGAAGUCCGAAUGGAUGUGCAGUCGCAUUCAAAGGUCCGGAUCAGUGGACUUGUGCUGGUAAACGUUGAUGCCAGUUUUCUCGUGGACUCGGGUGCUGCAUGAUGGGAGGCAGUCCUUCGCUCCAGUACAGGCCAGGUGAUUUCAGCCGCUUGGGGCCCCAGUACCAUCUGCUCUUCUGCAGACGAGACUGAAGCUUGGCCGCUUGGGCAUGCAUCGAAGGUUUGAAUACCCUUUGCUCUCAGACGAAUGUGAAGUUGCUGUUGGAGACAGACUGCCAAGAAGUGUUAUCUGGGCUGAGGUUUGAUGCAACUGACCGCUCACCUCUUUGCUUAUUCAUUCUGCGUGAGACUAACAACAGACUGAACGGGUAGAUGAUUACAAUUACAAGACCGCUAAGAGCAUCUCUAUAUGAAGCCAGUUUUUCGGUUUUGAAUUGCGUCGGACGGUACAGAUCCCCUAAGCAUGUAUUGUAAAUUUGAAAAUCAACUUCACGUGUACUUCAUCACAUCGAUCAUAGACGAACACGAAGUUCAUAAUUCUCUGCCCAGAUCCCUUUCCGGCCAGAUCCCAAGCUAGCGCUGCUUUUCUCAACAACAACAAAAAAAAAGGCGGCGAGCAGUGGGGUCUCGCGUCGGGCCAUUGGCAGGAGGAGGCAGUUGGAGCACGGCGAGCUCUAUCCCCGUCGUGUGAGUCACCAUCCAUCCAUAGUGAGCAUGGUUUUAAAUAGCGGUUAUGCUUCUUAGCGGCAGCAUUUUUUCCAGCCGAGAAACAUUACGGUAUCCGUAUACUGCUAAAGCUAGAGAAGCAGUGUAUAAAUC
Molecule: messenger RNA, 2927 nt
Organism: Brachypodium distachyon (stiff brome)
Lineage: Eukaryota; Viridiplantae; Streptophyta; Magnoliopsida; Poales; Poaceae
Product: probable mediator of RNA polymerase II transcription subunit 26a
Exons: 8
Coding region: 246-1466 (406 amino acids)
Cellular component (GO): nucleus
Source: RefSeq, a predicted model, not a curated record